AUGAUAACACAUCCCCUCGCCGGUCCGCAGACCCCGGGCUUGCACCUCCUCUACGUCCCCUCCGUCGUCGCUCUUAUAACCUUCCAGGGGUACUUCUCCCAGUACCUCUUCAACACCUCCCCCGAUCUACGUCCCGGACCUCUCACCUUUCGAGAGAAUGUAACUUUCAAUGCUCUCCUUCUCUGCCUCUGGUGGACAUACUACAAAGCCUGCACAGUCGACCCAGGCCGCUUCGUCUUCUCCCCCUCCUCGGACAAGAAGGAGGAGGACAAAGACGACCAAAAGCCAACCCAGAAUAAACGCUUCUGCAAGAAAUGCCAGGCCUUUAAACCUCCCCGAGCCCACCACUGCCGCCACUGCGCCCGCUGCAUCCCCCGUAUGGACCACCACUGCCCCUGGACCAACAACUGUGUCUCUCUCACCACCUUCCCUUACUUCCUCCGGUUCCUCCUCUACACCAACAUCGCCCUCGUAUACCUCUCGAGUCUCCUCUACACCCGCAUCAGCGUCAUCUGGUCCGACCGCCACCUCCCCUCCUACCUCGGCCCCUCCCUCUUCAGCCUCAUCUCGAUAACCCUCCUCUGUCUCGCCAACUUUGGCACCUUCUUCGCGCUGUUCAUCCUCCUCGUCACAACCCUCAAAUCAUGGGUCAUGAAUAUCACCUUGAUCGAAAUGUGGGAGCUCGACCGUCACAAUGCUCUGAUAUCCAAGAUAUCGUCCUCGUCGAGCAAUGACUAUUGGACUGACGACUUCGAUCCUGCCUCGCUGUCCCGGAUCGAGUUCCCUUACGACUUGGGAUUUUUCAGCAAUAUGAGCCAGGCGAUGGGGACUGCGAAUUUUCUCAGGUGGUUUUUGCCUGUUGGUGGCGGUGGUCCGAAGUUGGCUGAUCAAAAGAAGGGAGGGCUGGGGUGGGAGUAUGAGGAGAAUGGGUUUAAUGACUGGGAGGGGAUGUGGCCGCCACCCGAUAUGGAGAAGGAGAGGAGAGCUAAGCAGGGUGGGUGGGCGUAUAAGAAGCAGGGACAACAAGAAAUGCCUGAUGAUUACUAUUAUGGUGGGGAGGAUAUCAAGGCUGCUUUUGAGAGGAGACAGCAGGAGGAUUUUGCAAGGAGGCGGAGGAUACAGCAACUUCAAGGGCAGUCGGGGGUAAUAAGAGAGUUGGAAGAGGAUGAAGACGAGAGGGAGUGGACUGGGAAGACGGGGUGGAAGAACAGUGAUGGAGAUAGGCUGUGGGACUAUGGAGUUGAUGAGGAUGUGGAAGAUGACUAUGUUGCAAGAGAGAGGGUAGUGGGAGAUGGUGAUGAUGAUGAUGAUGAUGUACCACUUGCUGAGCUGAUACGGAGGAGGAAAGUGCUGGCAAAGCAGGAGGAUGAUACAUGA
Podospora anserina S mat+ is the source of this 1377-nucleotide messenger RNA. RefSeq lists its product as uncharacterized. The transcript has a single exon. The record is from RefSeq and is a predicted model, not a curated record. Gene Ontology annotation, cellular component: endoplasmic reticulum membrane; endoplasmic reticulum; Golgi apparatus. Gene Ontology annotation, molecular function: protein-cysteine S-palmitoyltransferase activity. Gene Ontology annotation, biological process: protein targeting to membrane; peptidyl-L-cysteine S-palmitoylation. Lineage: Eukaryota; Fungi; Ascomycota; Sordariomycetes; Sordariales; Podosporaceae. The coding region runs from base 1 to 1377 and encodes 458 amino acids.